Molecule: messenger RNA, 2194 nt
Organism: Nycticebus coucang (slow loris)
Lineage: Eukaryota; Metazoa; Chordata; Mammalia; Primates; Lorisidae
Gene: MRPS26
Product: mitochondrial ribosomal protein S26
Exons: 4
Coding region: 958-1575 (205 amino acids)
Cellular component (GO): mitochondrial small ribosomal subunit
Source: RefSeq, a predicted model, not a curated record
UUACAGUUGUGAAGCAAUGGCAGACUAGAGUCCAAAUUGGCCUGGCUCCCGGCCUGGCUGUCUUCUUUUUAUCUCCAGUCAAAAAUUCCAGCCCAUGGGUACUUUUCUCAUUUUAAAUCAAGCUGGAAAAGCGGGCUCCAGCUGUUACAGAACUGCAGGCUUUUACAGAAGCAGAAGCAAGCGUUAGUUUCCAGGUCCCAGUAAGUCAAGUUUCUACAAAUUUCUAAGAGCUGAGUUACCACAGGGAGGAUCUUGCAGGUGUGUACUUGAGGUCUCCUUGAGAAGACCUCUGUUUUCUUAGACCUCACUUUUUCUGGGUAUCUGCUCUAUUAUAACUAAAGGCGAAAGGUAAGAUCCUAUGAGGGAAAGCCUUACCGCCUAAUUUAUUUAAGCGGGACUGAGCUUGGUGGAUAGUCUUUUAGUGUGGACAAGGCCGCAGGCCCAGGGAGCUGGAGACUCCCAAGCUGGGUCCUCCAGCUCCUGAGGGAAGAGAGCAUGUCGGCUGCAGGGGGCCAGGUGGGGACCAGAGAGGAGAAGGUCAGGGAAGUCUACGCUCUGUGGUCAGACGAUCAGUAUCUCACGUGCACGACUGCCCCUCUUCCUCUGCAGACUUAGAACCCGAGGCGGCACCCCACCCCACACAUGCGGCCUCCAAUAAAAGUGCGAGGUCACUGAAGCUGUUGCCUCGAGUUCACUCCUUGGUCCUGGUAUCUAUCACCCCCGCUGAGGCCCUUCCUCGCGCCGGAGCUGAAGGAACGCGGGCCCAGCCAGAGCCCUGGGGGCAAGUGUCGCGUGCAGAUAUGUCCGGGGUCCCGCGCAGUCAGCAACUGCAGAGGCCUCGCCGCGGAGCUGUGGUUGGAGAGGGCGGCCGAGAACUACACGUCCCAUCGUGCCUAGCGACCACUUCCGGGUCUCGGCGGCGUCCGGGCGGCGCGGCCGUGGCCUGGGAAUUCCGCCAUGCUGCGCAUGCUGAGCGGCCUGGGCGUGCGGCCCCCGUGCCGGCCCCUAGUCCUGCGGCUGUUGCCGGCGCGCGGCCGCAAGACCCGCCACGACCCGCCAGCCAAGUCUAAGGUCGGGCGCGUGAAGACGCCGCCCUUGGUGGACCCUGCGGAGUACUUAGUGCUGAUGCAGCGGUACCAGCAGUACCGCCAGACCGUGCGCGCCCUCAGGCAGGAGUUCGUGUCCGAGGUGCGGAAGAAGGUGCAUGAGGCCCGAGCCGGGGUCCUAGCGGAGCGCAAGGCCCUGCAGGACGCCGCCGAUCACCAGGAUCUGAUGGCCUGGAACCAGGCGGAGAACCAGCGUCUGCAGAAGUUACGGAUAGAGAGGCUGUGGCGGGAGGCGCAGGAGCAGGAGCAGCGGCGGGCCGAGGAGCAGGACCGCCAGACCCAAGAGGCGAAGGCCUGGGUGCAGCUCAAGGAGCGAGAAGUGCUGCAGCUGCAGGAGGAGGCAAAAACCUUCAUCACUCGAGAGAACCUGGAGGCACGGGUGGAAGAAGCAUUGGACUCCCAGAAGAGCUACAACUGGGCUAUCACCAAAGAGGGGCUGGUGGUCAGGCCACAGCACAAGGGAUCCUAGGGGCCCAGCAAGGACAGUACCCAUCCAGGGACCAUGUAUUUAUGGAGAGUAGAGUAGGACAGUUGGAAUAAAGCAGUUGGUGCUUCUUACAAGGAAGGCUUAAGUGUUUCCAGCAUGGCCCUCACAGUCUAGCCUCUGCACCAAUCACUUGAUCAGAACCCGCCUGUAUGGCCUCAGCAUAGCACCAGGUGCUAGAGUGGCUUCCACUUCAUAGAUCAGACUGGGCCACAGCCUCUGUGAGGCUGCCAAGUUAUGUCCUACGUACCAUCACAGACCAGAUGUGGCCUACUGCCUAUUUAUGUUAUGGGGUUUUAUUGCUGCUGUUACUGCCCUGGGUAGGGUGUCAUGGCAUCAUCAUAGCUCACAGCAACCUCAAACUCUUGGGCUCAGGUAAUCCUCUUGCCUCAGCCUCCCAAGUAGGUUGGACUACAGGUACCCACCUCAAUGUCCAGCUGGUUAUUUUGUGUUUUUGGUAGAGAUGGAGUCUUGCUCUUGCUCAGGCUGGCCUCAAACUCUUGAGCUCAAGCAAUCCACCCACCUUGGCCUCCCAAAAGUGCUAGGAGUACAGAUGUGAGCCACCUUGCCCAGCCUUGUUUUUGUAAAUAAAGUUUUAUUAGAA